This is a messenger RNA of Dalotia coriaria, 782 nucleotides long. RefSeq lists its product as uncharacterized. Lineage: Eukaryota; Metazoa; Arthropoda; Insecta; Coleoptera; Staphylinidae. The transcript has 2 exons. The record is from RefSeq and is a predicted model, not a curated record. The coding region runs from base 163 to 711 and encodes 182 amino acids.
AGUGUAGUGUGGAAACGGAAAUAUUGGUAAUCCAAGAUGGCAUCGCAUGUUUUUCGUGUUUUCUGUUUGGUCACUUGUCAAAUCACCAGUUGAAACUGACUGUCGUCUCUCACGCGCAUAUUUCGUCAAAAUUCUCAUCAAAAUUCUAGUUUAUCACUGAAGAUGGUUGCUUGGUCAUCCGUAGUUUCGCAUGCCAUCUAUGGUGGUAUUGCCAUCUGGACCGCUGGGUUUUACAUCGAUUCCGUAUCGCCUGCUCAUGUUUCCUUCUCCAUCCUCACUCUUAGGUCUAUUACUGGCAUCAUCAAUGCAUGCGGUGAAGAUGGUAAUGAAAACGCAAAGAAAGUUUACGACUUUGUCGACAAAGUCACGUGGUUCUUUGCGUUUCCCUUCUUUGCGUGCCAUUUAUGGUUAGAGCACGGAGUAAGACCGGAAUUGGCUUAUCUUCAUCCGGUUGUGGGCCUUAUUCCGUUUGGUCUCUACAUGGCCGAGAAGGACUUUGAAGAUGCCAGCUCUGCUUUGAUCUUAGGCAACACAAUAAGCGCUGCUUUUGUUACCAUUGUUAAUAGUAACUGGUAUGGAUUAGGUGCUACAACUAUUUUUGCGCUCACACACGGAGUGAUCAAGUUUGAAGAUGAUAGCAGCAUCAAGAAGGAAGAUGCGUUUAAUUAUCUGCUUGCUAUUUAUGUUCUCUUGGCAUGGCAUGCAUGGUAAACCAAUGAUGAUCAAUUAACUAAACUUAAAACAAUAAAUAACACAAAAUAAAUACCAUAUUAUCAUUAAAA